Neurospora hispaniola is the source of this 1399-nucleotide messenger RNA. RefSeq lists its product as uncharacterized. The record is from RefSeq and is a predicted model, not a curated record. The transcript is spliced from 6 exons. Lineage: Eukaryota; Fungi; Ascomycota; Sordariomycetes; Sordariales; Sordariaceae. Bases 300 to 1313 code for a protein of 337 amino acids.
GCUUCAUGCGCUCCUACAAUAACUGCUAUUCCUGCGCUCUCGCUUUAUCUGAGGAUCCUAGGGAAGCUGUUCAUGCUUAUCUUGAUCCCAAAAUUUCUCCGUACAUUUUGUAUUGCUAAGAACCAAAAUCCAUCGACCCAACCUGGUACACAUCGACGACAACAUGGGCAAUAGCCACGUAUGUGAUCGACCAUGGACCUACAACAAUCGUAACCGUGUUGGUUGACACCACGGUUCUUCGUUCCGACUGGACAGGCUUCCAGACUACUACAUCCUUGCCACCUUCAACAACAAAAGGUAUGACCUUGCGAGAGUCCAGUAAUGACAGCAUAUAUGCCACCAUGCCUAGCGGAUCACACUCACGUUCACACGAGCUCGACGGCGAUUUCGCUUGGCGAACUGGAGAUAAACCGGAGUUGCACGGGGGAAAUAUUCUUGAGGCCGCUGCUGCUACGAUACCGGCAAAAGAGCUGCCCACGCAAUCCAGCGAGCCGAAGGAACUUGAUUCGAAUGUUGAGCCGGUUGAGUUGCCUGCUGAGGUUCAUGAUGGUGGACGCACAACUAGAAAUUUGUCGGAGGAUGGGCAUGGAAGUGGAAAAGAAGCAAAGGCCCAACUCAAAUCCGCCCUACUCUCGUGCAAACUGACGGCAGUUGAGCUCAUCGUGGAACUUGUGGAGCUUAUCGCGUGCUUGCAUGAAGCCCACCCCUACAAAAACACCGAAACCUGGCGGUUUGUCACUUGUCAGACACUCCCAGAGUCAUCCUUCAAAGCAGACUUUUCGGCCCAUGAACAGAUCCAGGAUGAAGGCCAAUACGGCGGCCCAUCUUUGGUUGGACAUUCUAAGGCUUCCAUACCGAGCCAGGAGGUUGAGAUAAGGUUUGGUGCGGCCGUCUCGACUUUCAAGCCACACAAAGCCACGAAUGGGCGCACGAGUCGUGCAACAUGGGAGAAAGCUAUGAUGGGAAAAAGCCAUGUGAUAGAAAAACGCCAUGUGAUGGAAGAUUUGGCGGAACCUUCGGUGAGUCUUGAGCUCCGCUUGACCCCAGAUGGGGUCCUCGGGACGGGUCAACGGGAGAGGGUCUGGGGACUUGGGGGAGGAGCUGGAGACAUUGUCAUUCCCUUGCCCCGCAAGGCGCGAAGAGCUCGAUGCUGCCUUGCCAUCGCGCUUCAACAUCAUGGCGACAAUGAUUUGAGGUUUGCGGACAAGCCGGGAUGGAUUGGAGUCCCGUCAUGCCUGUGCUCUGCUCGAGUCAGUGGACCUGUCAACAAGGUAAGUGACAGCAACAUGCGCGGGGAGGGCUUGUCAUUGUGAGUGUGGCAAGCGGGGCCCCCAGACGUCAUUGUCAACAUUGCAAUGUUUACCGCGACCCGGUGUACGUUGUAGAGUCGAAGGAUUUG